CCCACCUCUGGUUGACGCUUUCAAUCAACUAUUGCCUCUGAAUAUGCGUCCUUAUGGCUAAUCUGUGUUAAUAAGAUGAUAAGAAUAAUCGCAAGUUGAAGAGCGGAUUUGGAUCGAAAUAUUAGCUCCACUUCGUGAUCGUACUCAUAUUGACUAGCACACAGAAACAUGUCAGUGGAAUUGUUGCAUUCACCUGGCUUCAAGAUCGACAGAGGGAAUUGUGACCCCAGGAAAAAAGAGGAGUGCAAGAAGCGCCAUCCAGCAUCAUGUAUUUACCGAAAAGUGGAAUGUCCCGCCAGAAAGUGUUCAGAUAUUAUGUUUGUUGAAGACGUUUGUAAACAUUUGGAACAUUUCCAUUACAACUCUACCGUCUUCACAACCAUUGACAGUGCCCGAUUGUCUUGCCGGUUUCCGAUUAAUGUGGGAAAUCCGAAAGGCCCCCACAAUUCUUUCGACCAUUCGUGGCUUUACGACGGCCAACGGUUUUUCGCCAGGUUUCAACAAGUUUACCCUGUUUGGUACUCAUGGGUCUAUGUAAUUGGGGACUCUGAAAUUGCCCAACGUUACUCCUGUCAGAUUGUGGCCAUCUCAGCACAAGAAAAACCAACGAUGAGGCUUCGAACUCGGUAUGUUGGACCCAUUCAUCCGAUUGACACGCCAAAAAAACAAGUCAGGACGAAAAGUGCCAACAGCCUCCAAUUGUCACACCUAGUGGUGGACGAGUACAAAAACAUGGAUGUGACAAGUGCAGAGAGGGAAAGCGGAUUCAACUCCUUUUUGAGAAUCGAUUAUAGAAUUAGAAAAGUGGACCGAAAAUAUCUGUCUGUAUAUGAAUCGGGUGAAAGUAGCAGGUCAUCUGGGGUGUUCAGAUUUAAUUGAGACGCGAGUUCUUUCAUUGAUCUCGGCAAGACGAAUUUGCAUGAUCUCUAAUAAACGACUGAAGUUGA
This is a messenger RNA of Tigriopus californicus, 947 nucleotides long. RefSeq lists its product as uncharacterized. The coding region runs from base 169 to 879 and encodes 236 amino acids. The record is from RefSeq and is a predicted model, not a curated record. The transcript has 4 exons. Lineage: Eukaryota; Metazoa; Arthropoda; Copepoda; Harpacticoida; Harpacticidae.